Messenger RNA from Bactrocera neohumeralis, 5331 nucleotides. RefSeq lists its product as uncharacterized. Lineage: Eukaryota; Metazoa; Arthropoda; Insecta; Diptera; Tephritidae. The record is from RefSeq and is a predicted model, not a curated record. Gene Ontology annotation, cellular component: cytoskeleton.
AAUAUGGUCACUGUGAGGAAAGCAGCAAAAACGACAAAGCUACGAGGACCCUGUGAACCAGUAAAUAAGAAACGACUGUUGACCAUGGGCACCGAUAUCGAACAAAGACCUUGGACACCGACUGUACGCCGCGGUAAAAUAGCCGCGGAGACUUCUAGUCCGGGACCAGCAUGUGUGCAACUACCAACUUUAGUCGGCAAGAAAGUACCUGACUCGAAGAAACCAGGUGCGCCAGCGUUUACUUUUGGACAGAAACAUCGCAGCAACUUCGAUUCAAUUGGACCGGGGCCAGCGCAAUACGAUGUCACCGGCUUGGGUAUGAAAGGAAAAGCCACUCCUCCGGCAGCGAGCUUACGCAGUCGUCCCAAGGAGAAAACACUCUUUAGGACACCAGCACCCGGCGAGUAUGAUGUGGAUCGAGCUGCAAAGGCCGUCAUUGACGCUACGCCCAAGUAUUCUUUCGGACAAAAGCCUCCAAAUGAGAAGCCAAACCUAACGCCUGCGCCAAAUAGCUAUCGCCCUGAGGUUUCAUUUAUUAAAAAGAAAGCACCGAGCUACACUUUUGGUAGAAGAACAAAGCUCAGCUUCGAACAGGCGACUCCAGCACCCGGUGACUACCAAACGGAAAAAAUCCGUUUAGAUCACAGUCCUGCAUUUUCUAUCGCGGGUAGACAUGAUAUUAACAUAUCCAACGACUCGCCUGCACCAGGAACAUAUUGUCCCGAAAAUGCUCGCCUAGGCAAUACGCCGGCUUAUACCAUCAGCGGAAGAACUGCAAAGAUAUCAAUUAGCGAAACUCCUGGUCCGGGAAAUUAUUGUCCUGAAAAGGUCCGUCUCGAUCAUACCCCAGCAUAUACAAUGGCAGGGAAAUAUGACUCUAAAAUCAAUAAUGCCACACCCGCGCCAGGAGAUUAUUGUCCUGAGAAGGUCAGACUCGAUCACACACCUGCGUAUUCCAUGGGCGGUCGUCACAACUUACAGAAGCCCAGCGACACACCUGCACCAGGCGCUUAUUGUCCUGAGAAAGUUCGUCUUGACAACACCCCAUCAUACACAAUGGCUGGAAAACAUGAUCCCAAACAGAAUAACGAUACACCCGCGCCAGGAGAUUAUUGUCCUGAGAAGGUCAGACUCGAUCACACACCUGCGUAUUCAAUGGGUGGUCGUCACAACUUACAAAAGCCCAGCGACACACCGGCACCAGGCGCUUAUUGUCCUGAGAAAGUUCGUCUGGACAACACCCCAUCAUACACAAUGGCUGGAAAACAUGAUCCUAAACUGAAUAACGACACACCCGCGCCUGGAGAUUACUGUCCUGAGAAGGUCAGACUCGAUCACACACCUGCGUAUUCAAUGGGUGGUCGUCACAACUUACAAAAGCCCAGCGACACACCGGCACCAGGCGCUUAUUGUCCUGAGAAAGUUCGUCUUGACAACACCCCAUCAUACACAAUGGCUGGAAAACAUGAUCCUAAACUGAAUAACGACACACCCGCGCCUGGAGAUUAUUGUCCUGAGAAGGUCAGACUCGAUCACACACCUGCGUAUUCAAUGGGUGGUCGUCACAACUUACAGAAGCCCAGCGACACACCGGCACCAGGCGCUUAUCAUUGUCCUGAGAAAGUUCGUCUUGACAACACCCCAUCAUACACAAUGGCUGGAAAACAUGAUCCUAAACUGAAUAACGACACACCCGCGCCUGGAGAUUAUUGUCCUGAGAAGGUCAGACUCGAUCACACACCUGCGUAUUCAAUGGGUGGUCGUCACAACUUACAGAAGCCCAGCGACACACCGGCACCAGGCGCUUAUUGUCCUGAGAAAGUACGUCUUGACAACACCCCAUCAUACACAAUGGCUGGAAAACAUGAUCCCAAAGCAAAUAACGAUACACCCGCGCCUGGAGAUUAUUGUCCUGAGAAGGUCAGACUCGAUCACACACCUGCGUAUUCCAUGGGCGGUCGUCACAACUUACAGAAGCCCAGCGACACACCUGCACCAGGCGCUUAUUGUCCUGAGAAAGUCAGACUCGAUCACACACCUGCGUAUUCAAUGGGUGGUCGUCACAACUUACAAAAGCCCAGCGACACACCGGCACCAGGCGCUUAUUGUCCUGAGAAAGUUCGUCUUGACAACACCCCAUCAUACACAAUGGCUGGAAAACAUGAUCCUAAACUGAAUAACGACACACCCGCGCCUGGAGAUUAUUGUCCUGAGAAGGUCAGACUCGAUCACACACCUGCGUAUUCAAUGGGUGGUCGUCACAACUUACAAAAGCCCAGCGACACACCGGCACCAGGCGCUUAUUGUCCUGAGAAAGUUCGUCUUGACAACACCCCAUCAUACACAAUGGCUGGAAAACAUGAUCCCAAACAGAAUAACGAUACACCCGCGCCAGGAGAUUAUUGUCCUGAGAAGGUCAGACUCGAUCACACACCUGCGUAUUCAAUGGGUGGAAAACAUGAUCCUAAACUGAAUAACGACACACCCGCGCCUGGAGAUUAUUGUCCUGAAAAGGUCAGACUCGAUCACACACCUGCGUAUUCAAUGGGUGGUCGUCACAACUUACAGAAGCCCAGCGACACACCGGCACCAGGCGCUUAUUGUCCUGAGAAAGUACGUCUUGACAACACCCCAUCAUACACAAUGGCUGGAAAACAUGAUCCCAAACAGAAUAACGAUACACCCGCGCCAGGAGAUUAUUGUCCUGAGAAGGUCAGACUCGAUCACACACCUGCGUAUUCCAUGGGCGGUCGUCACAACUUACAGAAGCCCAGCGACACACCUGCACCAGGCGCUUAUUGUCCUGAGAAAGUUCGUCUUGACAACACCCCAUCAUACACAAUGGCUGGAAAACAUGAUCCUAAACUGAAUAACGACACACCCGCGCCUGGAGAUUAUUGUCCUGAGAAGGUCAGACUCGAUCACACACCUGCGUAUUCAAUGGGUGGUCGUCACAACUUACAAAAGCCCAGCGACACACCGGCACCAGGCGCUUAUUGUCCUGAGAAAGUUCGUCUUGACAACACCCCAUCAUACACAAUGGCUGGAAAACAUGAUCCUAAACUGAAUAACGACACACCCGCGCCUGGAGAUUAUUGUCCUGAGAAGGUCAGACUCGAUCACACACCUGCGUAUUCAAUGGGUGGUCGUCACAACUUACAAAAGCCCAGCGACACACCGGCACCAGGCGCUUAUUGUCCUGAGAAAGUACGUCUUGACAACACCCCAUCAUACACAAUGGCUGGAAAACAUGAUCCCAAACAGAAUAACGAUACACCCGCGCCAGGAGAUUAUUGUCCUGAGAAGGUCAGACUCGAUCACACACCUGCGUAUUCCAUGAGCGGUCGUCACAACUUACAGAAGCCCAGCGACACACCGGCACCAGGCGCUUAUUGUCCUGAGAAAGUUCGUCUUGACAACACCCCAUCAUACACAAUGGCUGGAAAACAUGAUCCUAAACUGAAUAACAACACACCCGCGCCUGGAGAUUAUUGUCCUGAGAAGGUCAGACUCGAUCACACACCUGCGUAUUCAAUGGGUGGUCGUCACAACUUACAGAAGCCCAGCGACACACCGGCACCAGGCGCUUAUUGUCCUGAGAAAGUUCGUCUUGACAACACCCCAUCAUACACAAUGGCUGGAAAACAUGAUCCUAAACUGAAUAACGACACACCCGCGCCUGGAGAUUACUGUCCUGAGAAGGUCAGACUCGAUCACACACCUGCGUAUUCAAUGGGUGGUCGUCACAACUUACAGAAGCCCAGCGACACACCGGCACCAGGCGCUUAUUGUCCUGAGAAAGUUCGUCUGGACAACACCCCAUCAUACACAAUGGCUGGAAAACAUGAUCUCAAACUGAAUAACGACACACCCGCGCCUGGAGAUUAUUGUCCUGAGAAGGUCAGACUCGAUCACACACCUGCGUAUUCCAUGGGUGGUCGUCACAACUUACAAAAGCCCAGCGACACACCGGCACCAGGCGCUUAUUGUCCUGAGAAAGUUCGUCUUGACAACACCCCAUCAUACACAAUGGCUGGAAAACAUGAUCUCAAACUGAAUAACGACACACCCGCGCCUGGGGAUUAUGCACCAGAAGCAGUGAAGCUUAGCCACUCACCUGCAUUUAGUAUUGUCGGCCGGAGAAAUGUCCAGCAAAUUAGUGAUACACCAGCUCCGGGUGAAUAUUAUUCUGAAAAGGUCCGACUAGAUCAUACUCCAGCAUUUACCAUAUGCGGCCGAAAAUACCUUAAACACGCAGAAAACACACCAUCUCCAUGCGAUUACAAACCCGAAGAAUGCAAACUUGGCCAGUCCCCAGCUUAUUCCUUUGGCAUAAAAACAAAUCUUCACAUCAGAAAUGAAUCGCCGGCACCAGGGCAAUAUGAAUUCGAGAAAAUUAAUAUGGAUCGAGGUCCCGCGUACACUUUUGGUUUAAAAGUAACUCACGAGCAAGUCAGUGAAACCCCAGCACCCACUGCUUAUGAACCAGAAAAACACACUCUCGAUCACGCACCUUCCUUUAGUUUUGGCUUAAAGCCCAAGAGCAAGUUGACCACCGAGGCACCAGCACCCGGCUAUUAUCACCCAGAAAACUGUAAAUUAGACAAUUCGCCAGCUUUCACAUUCGGUCUCAAAGUUGCCCCCAUGCCAGCUCUGCCAAAGGGUGCUUAUGUAGAAGAUCGGAUUUUGCAAAGACGAGAACGGCGUUUAGCCAGUCCUGUACGCACCAAUCAAAACCAGAAUCUGCUGAACGGCGAGUUGGUAAACUCCACCGACAAUUCAUCUAAUCAUGUUGAGCGCACAUCCAAUACAAUUACCAGCACAACAAUAAGAACAAUUGGUGAGAAAGAAGUGCUCGAAAACGGGUAUAAAACGGACAGAGCCUCUCGGCCGCAGCACACAGGCGCCAGCAGCACCAGAACAACAGUUACACAGCACAUCGCCAGGGGCGCACUAAGCAACGGCACUGACCUUAAAGCGAACGCUAAAGCUAAAGCCACCACAACCACUAGCACUGUAACAUACACGGUUGCCGACGGUGGAUUAGAUAACGGUAGAGAAAUUCACACCGCCCAUGCCAGAGCUGAUGCCAGCACGGCCAAAUCAGGCGGCUCUAUCACCAAGACGGUGGUACAGUCGGACGGCUCAGCUGUUACAACGACCACAACCUCAAAAACUUCGUCCAUCAAAUAUGUUGUUGAGGCUAACGCCACACAUGAAAAGAGCAUAAGCUCCUAAUGUCUAUAAAAUACCCACCGUCUUGGGUAUCAGUAAGGAAGGCCCGAUACGUUCAGCACCGGCCUUCACAAUGGCCGGUAGACAAAAGCCGCG